Labrus mixtus (cuckoo wrasse) is the source of this 1241-nucleotide messenger RNA. It is a transcript of the gene rsad2, whose product is annotated as radical S-adenosyl methionine domain containing 2. The record is from RefSeq and is a predicted model, not a curated record. Gene Ontology annotation, molecular function: catalytic activity; 4 iron, 4 sulfur cluster binding. NCBI's taxonomy places the organism in Eukaryota, Metazoa, Chordata, Actinopteri, Labriformes, Labridae. Bases 24 to 1085 code for a protein of 353 amino acids. Gene Ontology annotation, cellular component: lipid droplet; endoplasmic reticulum; endoplasmic reticulum membrane. Gene Ontology annotation, biological process: positive regulation of immune response; defense response to virus. The transcript is spliced from 6 exons.
GUGUGAUACGAUACGAUUUGACGAUGGAGCUCUCCUCUGUGUUCGCGUCUCCCAUGCUGCUGCUGCAGCUCUGCAUCCGCACCCUGCAUUACUUUCUGGUCAGCUUAUAUUCCAAAGUUUGCGACAGGAGAGCCGGAGUCUGCAGGGCAACAAUCUCACCUCCGCCUACUCACAGCAAACUGGAGGAAAAUAAAGUCCAAGAUUCGACGACUCCAACAAGCGUUAACUAUCAUUUCACACGCAAGUGUAACUACAAAUGCGGAUUUUGCUUCCACACUGCGAAAACAUCUUUUGUCCUGCCUCUGGAUGAAGCCAAGAGGGGCCUCUCACUUUUGAAGGAUGCUGGCAUGGAGAAGAUCAACUUCUCCGGGGGGGAGCCAUUCUUGCAUGAUAAAGGGGAUUUUCUUGGGAAAUUAGUUCAGUUUUGUAGACUGGAACUUCAACUCCCAAGUAUCAGCAUCGUCAGCAACGGAAGCAUGAUUAAAGAAAGAUGGUUCCAGAAAUAUGGUGACUAUCUGGACAUCCUGGCCGUCUCUUGUGACAGUUUCAAUGAGGAAACCAACCAGCUGAUCGGCAGAGCUCAGGGCAAAAAGAGCCACCUGGACAACCUUUAUAAGAUCUGCAGCUGGUGCCAGCAGUACAAGGUGGCGUUCAAGAUCAACUCUGUUAUCAAUACAUUCAACGUGGAUGAAGACAUGACGGAGUCCAUCACCUGGCUUAACCCAGUGCGCUGGAAGGUGUUCCAGUGUUUGUUGAUUGACGGGGAAAAUGCAGGAGAGGAUGCCCUGAGAGAGGCAGAGAGGUUUGUCAUCAGUGAAGAGCAGUUUCAGGAGUUUCUGGAUAGACACAGCAGUGUCUCCUGCCUGGUUCCAGAGUCCAAUGAGAAGAUGAGGAAUUCCUACCUGAUCCUGGAUGAAUAUAUGCGAUUCCUGGACUGUCGAGAGGGAAGGAAGGACCCAUCCAAGUCCAUCCUUGAUGUCGGUGUGAAGGAGGCCAUAUGCUUCAGCGGCUUUGAUGAAAAGAUGUUUCUGAAGAGAGGAGGGAAAUAUGUGUGGAGCAAAGCCGACAUGAAGCUGGAGUGGUGAAGAUCUGCAGCAAUGACAACUUUUUUAUUAGUCGUAGCACUAAGCUUUUGUACAGUAUUAUUAUUAUUUUGUAUUUCUUUACAGAACUUCAUGUUCUUCAUAUGGUUUGUUAAAAAAAACUGUGAAUAUGUGAAAUUCUAUGAAAGAAGCUUGCAC